This is a messenger RNA of Egretta garzetta (little egret), 1703 nucleotides long. It is a transcript of the gene MAFK, whose product is annotated as MAF bZIP transcription factor K. Gene Ontology annotation, biological process: regulation of transcription by RNA polymerase II. Bases 67 to 537 code for a protein of 156 amino acids. The record is from RefSeq and is a predicted model, not a curated record. Gene Ontology annotation, molecular function: DNA-binding transcription factor activity, RNA polymerase II-specific; RNA polymerase II cis-regulatory region sequence-specific DNA binding. Gene Ontology annotation, cellular component: nucleus. The transcript has 4 exons. NCBI's taxonomy places the organism in Eukaryota, Metazoa, Chordata, Aves, Pelecaniformes, Ardeidae.
GUCAUCGCUGGCCUGGCUGAAGUUGCAAUUUCUGAGCGGUUUUGUCCGGAAGACUGUGCUCAGGUUAUGACGACUAAUCCCAAACCGAACAAGGCAUUAAAGGUAAAGGAGGAGUCAGGAGAGAAUGCCCCAGUGCUGAGUGAUGAUGAACUCGUGUCAAUGUCCGUACGGGAGCUGAACCAGCACCUGAGGGGUCUCACCAAAGAGGAGGUCAUCCGUCUGAAGCAGCGGAGGCGCACGCUGAAGAACCGGGGCUACGCUGCCAGCUGCCGCAUCAAGCGUGUGACUCAGAAAGAGGAGCUAGAGAGGCAGCGGGUUGAGCUGCAGCAAGAGGUGGAGAAGCUGGCCAGAGAAAACAGCAGCAUGAAGCUAGAGCUGGACGCCUUGCGCUCCAAGUACGAAGCACUCCAGACCUUUGCUCGUACUGUGGCGCGAGGGCCUAUUACCCCGACCAAAGUUGCCACCACCAGUGUCAUCACCAUUGUGAAAUCAGCCGAAAUCUCAUCCAGUUCUGUGCCGUUUUCAGCAGCGUCCUAGUGCCCUCGGUGGGGGGAACUAGCAGCCUUUCAGAGGGGAGGGGAAAAGGCUCUUAUGCAUUGUUCCGGAGUCCUUGGUCAUGUCAAGAAUUGGCAUUUUAACAAUUCUCUUCCAAAAGUGCAAAAAAUAGAGUGAAAAAAAAAAAUAAGAAAAGAAAAAAAACCCCCAAACCUACAAAGGGAACUUAACUGGCUGCUUCUAUCUGGACUUGGUGGCUCCAUCAACCUCUCGUGUCCAGGAUUUGAGCUCUGUAUGCAGUACAAAUUGCAAGAUCUGCUUCCUCCUUCCCCCUGCCUCCCCAAACCCCUCUCAGCCGUGGGCAGUUUUCCAGCUGGGAGAAGAUACUUGAGGAGCCUCCGGAGCCUUCGUGAAUGAUGCUCAAGAGCCAGGAAACAGAUGGACCGUAGAAAUCAUCAUGUGAGAUGAAUCUGAAGGGAAGGAGGCACAGUAAAUGCUGUGAAGAGCUGUGUGAUGGGGAGGAGAAGGGGAGAUGAGGAGGAAAAAUGCUGCAAGUAUUACCAGGUGGAGGCAGAACUGGCUGCGAGAAGGUGGGACAGUUCUGCUGGGAUCAGCACUAUGAGAAGGGGUUUGUGCAGAGUAUUUUGGAAAGAUGUUUUUAAAGCACUGAAGUGUUAACAAGAGGGCGAUAGUGUUCAGACGGGAGGAGAGAAGUUAUAGAGCCUCCUCCUUGACAAAAGCAUUGGUAGGUUAGCAGUGAACAUCCCAGCUGGAGAGCUGGGCUCACCAGUCGUUGAUGACCAGAGAAGGGCUAUGGGGAGGGCGGAUGGGAGCUGGAAGAGUCUUUUCCUCUCCAUAGCAUGUCAGGCGCUGAAGUUGGGAUCCAAAGAGUACAGAGUAGAACCCUCGGUGUUCAGUCAACCUGUGUGAAUGUGACCCUGAAACUUGACGCUUUCUCUUGGGAAUAGGUGAAUUAUCCCGAGAGGUGCAUGGAGGGCAGGAUGGUGAGUCGGGGUGUGUGUAGGGGAUGGAAGAAUUGGGAUUGAGAAGUCGUUCGUAUGGCUCUGAGUGAUGGUUUGGGAGAGGGAUUUCUGGCUUGGCAGCGGGCAGGAGGCGGGAAGCUGAAAGGAGAGAUUCUGCUGUUGCGCAGCAGCGCUGAAAAGACAAAUGUUUCCAGGUCACUGUAAAAAAAAAAAAAAAAAAAAAAA